GGUGCCAUCAGGAGGUCCAGCAGUGGGGCCAGGACCCGUGAGUUUUACGGAAGGAGUGGCUUUGCUUCGUUCUUUAAGUCUGCGGCGGCCCCUGCCACUCCGACUGAGAAACAGCCUCUUCUUCCUGCCUCCAGGCGUCCCUCCCCGCCCGUGAGCAUGCGGGACACCUACGGCACCUCCUCGCUCAGCAGCAGCAGCAACUCCGGCUCCUGCAAGGGCAGCGACAGCAGCCCCACCCCAAGGCGCCCGGUUAAGUACUUGCUGUGCAGCGAUAACCAUGGCAUCAAGCCCCCAACCCCGGAGCAGUACUUGACGCCCCUCCAGCAGAAGGAGGUCUGCAUCCGACACCUGAGGGCCCGGCUGAAAGACACUCAUGAGAGACUGCAAGACAGAGACUCCGAGAUCGAUGAUCUGAAGACGCAGCUCUCGAGGAUGCAGGAGGACUGGAUCGAGGAAGAGUGCCAUCGUGUCGAGGCCCAGCUGGCCCUGAAGGAAGCCCGGAAGGAGAUCAAGCAGCUGAAGCAGGUGAUCGACACUGUCAAGAACAACCUCAUCGAGAAGGACAAAGGGCUCCAGAAGUACUUCGUGGACAUCAACAUCCAGAACAAGAAGCUGGAGACGCUGCUGCACUGCAUGGAAGUCGCGCAGAAUGGGACAGUCAAAGAGGAAGGCGCCGCGGAGUCGGCCGGGGGCUCCCCGGCUCGUUCGCUCACCCGCAGCUCCACCUACACCAAGCUGAGCGACCAGGGGGCAGCCGACCGGAAUGUGGGCGGUUCCCAGACCAUCUCGGUGGACGAGAUGGCGGACAGUGGCUUCGUGGCUGCCGAUGACUCUCUGAGCCGGACGGACUUACUGGAGCAGAGUAGUCUGCUGUCCUCCGGGGUGGAAUGCGGUGCGGACGAGACCUCCCUUCAAACCUCGUACACCCUGGGCUCCCGGAUGCCGACCAGCUCCACGUACGAGAAGCUGAUGGGGUCUCAGCACAGCGUGGAGGCUGCGGUUCAGGCCACCUGCAUGCAGGAGCAAGCCAUACAGACGGACUUUGUGCAUUAUCAGCCGGAUCUCGACACUAUCUUGGAGAAGGUCAUGAAGUCCCAGGCGUGCAGUUCGGGCACCCCCACGGCGGUAUGGGUGUCUGAAGCGGAGGAGGCCGCCGAACCGAAUAACUCGGAGAUUCGGAUAGAGAAUUCCCCCGAUGAGGGCGUGGAUUUGGCAGCUGCCGAUCCCAACUGUGCCAUGGUGGUCAUGGCGGGAGACCACGCAGAGGACCCCGACGGGCCGUCAGGUUCCGCGAGGUUGGUUGACGACAACAAUCCAGCCGUGCACCAGCCAUCAAAUGCAAGUCAGUCAGUCAGCAUCGUGUGCACCGCAGACGAAGAGGCUGCCGACCAGAGCCAGGAAGGGGCGGCGGCCGCAUCGUUGGAGCCCAAAACUUACUGGAGCCGCCACUUCAUUGUGGAUCUGUUGGCCGUGGUGGUGCCGGCGGUGCCGACGGUUGCCUGGCUGUGCCGCACUCAGAGGAGGCAAGGCCAGCCCAUCUACAACAUCAGCUCCCUCCUGCGGGGCUGCUGCACGGUCGCUUUGCACUCCAUCCGCAAGAUCAGCUGCCGGUCCAUCAGCAGCCCCGGCGGCGCCUGCUCCCAGCCGUGA
Molecule: messenger RNA, 1650 nt
Organism: Gekko japonicus
Lineage: Eukaryota; Metazoa; Chordata; Lepidosauria; Squamata; Gekkonidae
Gene: SNPH
Product: syntaphilin
Exons: 4
Biological process (GO): neuron differentiation
Cellular component (GO): mitochondrion; cytoplasmic microtubule
Source: RefSeq, a predicted model, not a curated record